Dichotomopilus funicola is the source of this 1230-nucleotide messenger RNA. RefSeq lists its product as uncharacterized. Bases 1 to 1230 code for a protein of 409 amino acids. The transcript has 4 exons. The record is from RefSeq and is a predicted model, not a curated record. Lineage: Eukaryota; Fungi; Ascomycota; Sordariomycetes; Sordariales; Chaetomiaceae.
AUGUUCGCCCGGCACAGGAUUGUUGCGGUGCUGGUCGCGCUCUGCGUGGCGUUUUUCAUCUGGGCCCCGACGCCGGGAUGGCUGCCAGCGAGAGACACGCUGUCGCCGAGGAUUCUUAACAGCACAUUAGGGUUCCAACACAUCUUUGCCAUCAACCUCCCGGAACGAACCGACCGCCGAGAUGCGAUGGUUCUGGCCGCUGCCUUGUCCGAGUUGGAUGUCACAUUGAUGGACGGCGUGAUGGGUCGGGAUGUUCCGGACAAGGUGCUGCCGGGUGACCCGGAGAGCCGAGAGGGGAGGUUCAAUAAGGGGAAUAAGGGGUCGUGGAGGGCACAUAUGGAUGUCUUGCAACGAAUCGUCCGCGAAAAUAUCACCUCCGCCCUAAUCCUCGAAGAUGACGCCGACUGGGACGUCCGCAUCAAAGCCCAAAUGCAAGUCUUCGCCCAAGCGUCCCGCAUCUUCACCCAACCCAACCCCUCCACCCACCAACCCGCGGCCGACGACCCCAACCUCUUCCUCGGCAACCCCCAAUCCUCGUCGUCCUCCCCCUCGUUACCGCUCACCAACCUCCCCCGGAACCUCAUCCCCCACCCUCACCUCACCCCCUACGGCGACGACUGGGACGUCCUCUGGCUCGGCCACUGCGGCACCGACUUCCCCGGCCCCUCCAUCAACCCUUCCUUCCCCGGUUCCCCCUUACGCGUCACAAUCGCCGACGACCCGACAGUCCCCUCCGCCGCACACCUCAAGCCGCACCCUUUUGCCCUGCAGGACGCGUUGGCGGAUGUGUACCCGGCACAUACGCGUGUGGUGCAUGCGGCCAGCGGGACGGCGUGCACACAGGCGUAUGCGGUCAGUCAGCAGGGAGCGAGGAAGUUGUUGUGGCAGUUUGGACUGCAGACGUUGACGACGGGGUGGGAUUUGAUGUUGCGGGAUUGGUGUGAUGGGUUUUAUCCGGCUUCGGAGGGGGCUAGGGAGGAUGAUUUUGAGGAUGAUGCGGCCGGGGAGCAGGGGAGGAAACACCCGAUGUGUGUGACGGUGCAGCCGCCGCUGUUUAGUCACCACUAUGGCCGGGGUGCAGCGUCGGAUAUUAUGGCGCCUGGGGGCGGGUUUGUGAACCGGGAGAAGGAGAUGACGCCGUAUGUGAGGCAGAGUGUGCGAUUGAAUAUGGAAAGGUUGGUGAGGGGGUUGGCGCCGAGGGAGCAGUGGGGGGAGAAGUCGGGGGAGUGA